This is a messenger RNA of Triticum aestivum (bread wheat), 1865 nucleotides long. RefSeq names its product putative zinc finger CCCH domain-containing protein 21. Lineage: Eukaryota; Viridiplantae; Streptophyta; Magnoliopsida; Poales; Poaceae. Gene Ontology annotation, molecular function: mRNA binding; metal ion binding. The coding region runs from base 265 to 1308 and encodes 347 amino acids. The transcript has 2 exons. The record is from RefSeq and is a predicted model, not a curated record.
AGCUACUCUACUUUUUAGCAGUAACUGGGAGAAAAGUCGGUUCUACCCCCUUGUUGAGUUGAGCAUGCGCUGCACAAGGAAGGGAAAUCUGGUCAUUUUCACUUGAUUCAUUUCUACGCAGCACUGUUUCUACGGCCUUAUACUUGUUAACUUAGUGCAGGAGCUGGUCGCGUCAGAUAAACAAGAGAAAAGUCGUUCCUGCCCUUGGUCUUAGUGAGAUGAACGGCGGCUCUAUAUAAGGCAGGGCAAUCAAGUCACUUCAACAUGUCUCUCAAGCAGCAACUGCUUCCCUCCAAUUUCCUUCCGAACCCGACAGGCGACAGGCGACACGAAGGUAACCGCCCCCGAGCUCCUCAUCGUCUCGCUCUCUGCUACCCUGUUCGCAGCUCGGGCUCUCCAGUGGAGGCCAUGGAGGGGGAGCUCGGGUACCUGUCGCCUGCGGGUUCGUCCUGCGUCUCCACCGAGCGCUUCGGCUGGUCGCCGCGGGAGAAGCUGCUCGACUCCACUCCCUCGUCGCGCGUAUCCGACGGCCGCGGCAAGGGAGGCCUGCUCCGUUCGCCCACAUGGGGGCCAUCACCGACGGAGACGCAGCUCCACUCGCCCUCAUCGUGCGUCUCCGACGACCGCUACAUCUCGCCGCUUCGCAUGUCGGCGGAGCAAGCGAGCGAGGUGCACGAGGCGGAGAGGCUCCUCCGCGCGAUCGCCGACCGCUACGACGACUGCUUCCUGCGCCUGCGCGACGCCACGGCCGAGGUCGCUGACCUCCGCCUCGAGCGCCUCCGCCUCAGAGCGGAGAGCAUGCACCUGUCUCUCCUCCUCGAGGAGCUCGAGGCCGAUCAGGGGAAGCGGGCGAUCGCGCCGGCUCCGACACCACCGCCGAAGCCGACUGAGGAGGUAGCAGCACGCGGGGGCGCGCCGAAGAGCAUCUCCAUCCGUUCCAAGUGCUACCUCUCGCAGGCGAAGCAGCCGCGGGGCGAGGCAGAGGCGCAGCGCCUCCGUGUUCGUCCGCCUCCUGCGAUCGAGCAGGCAGGGGAGGACGAGGCGAAGGGGGAUGGAGAAGUGGUCGAGCUGGAGGCGUACAGGCAGGGCACCCAGAAGACGGAGCUGUGCAACAAGUGGGAGGGCGGCGCCUGCUCCUACGGCGGCCGGUGCCGGUUCGCGCACGGCCUGCAGGAGAUGCGCCCCGUCAUCCGCCACCCGCGCUACAAGACCCUCCCCUGCCAGAUGUUCGCUGCCGCCUCUGGCUGCCCCUACGGCCACCGCUGCCACUUCCGUCACUCGCCAGCGCCCACCGCCCAGUCCUACUAGUCCGCCGCCGCGGCCACCAACAUCAACUGCUCGUCGUCUCCUACUGCCGUGUACUGGCUUCCUCUCCUCCGACCUGCCUUCCUCCCCUCAUUGCCUGCGCGCAUGUCUGAUGCCUUCAUCAGGGACUGCUUGCGUGUGUCAUAGAAUCAGUAGUAGCAUUACGCAUUGAGCUCAUUUAAUCAGUAGCUUAAAGUUUAAAAACAGUUAUUAAAAUCAGUAGUACUAGCUUUUUUAGAAGAUCUAAAAUCAGUAGCUUAUAGUAAGAUAAAGCGAUCUGCUCGUUCAGGGCAGGAAAACAGUAGUGGCAGUGUCUUGCUGGUUCAGGGCAGGAAAACAGUAGUGGCAGUGUCUAGCCAGUGAUGGGCCAAAUGGGCCGUGCAUGACUUGUGUGAGCGUUGGGGGAAAAAGCUACUGCAAGUGUAUCAUCGGUUCGUUGUUAUCUUGUUGAUCAGAACUAGCCCAGAUAAGCUUUGUAUAUAUGGUGGAUGGAUAUUGGAGUAGGCCCAGCAUGCCCAACAUUUAUAUGCCGAAGUGUUCUUAUGUUUCGAGAAAGCUAU